AUGGAGACUGAGAAAAUUCUAAGACUCGAUGAAUUUUAUCAGUUUCCAUGGCUCCGCGAGUACAUCGAACUGAAUACGCGAUUUAGGGCAGCAGCUAAAAACGAUUUUGAAAAAAAUUUGUACAAACUAAUGAACAACGCGGUAUUUGGAAAAACUAUGGAGAACGUGCGCAGUCACGUGGAUGUAAUGCUGUUAACGAAAUGGAACGGAAGGUACGGCGCGGAGGCAAUGAUCGCUAAACCGAAUUUUCACAGUCGCAGCGUCUUUUCGGAAAACCUGGUCGCGAUCAAAAUGCGUAAGCUCGAGGUGAAAUUCAACAAACCGAUCUACGUGGGUAUGUGCAUCCUCAACAUAUCCAAGGUCUGUUUGUACAAGUUUCACCACGAGUACAUGUUACCUCUUUAUCAUAAUAAAUGCAAAGUUGUGUAUACUGACACCGAUAGUUUAAUUUACCAUAUCGAGUGCGACGACGUGUACGAUCAAAUGAAACGUGACAUUCCGAGAUUUGAUACAAGCGAUUACACAUCCGACAACAUAUAUAAUAUUCCGCUCAUGAACAAAAAAGUGUCAGGUUUAAUGAAAGAUGAGAACAACGGCGCGAUAAUGACCGAAUUCGUCGGACUUAGAGCGAAAAUGUAUGCUUUGAAGGUAGACGGUAAAAAAGAUACGAAGAAGGCGAAAGGAGUUAAGACGAAUGUAGUCACACGAACAAUAACGUUCAACGAUGUGGCUGACACGUCGCCCAACCGUAUAAAUUAUUAA
This is a messenger RNA of Ooceraea biroi (clonal raider ant), 762 nucleotides long. RefSeq lists its product as uncharacterized. Lineage: Eukaryota; Metazoa; Arthropoda; Insecta; Hymenoptera; Formicidae. The record is from RefSeq and is a predicted model, not a curated record.